Molecule: messenger RNA, 2964 nt
Organism: Corticium candelabrum
Lineage: Eukaryota; Metazoa; Porifera; Homoscleromorpha; Homosclerophorida; Plakinidae
Product: tyrosine-protein phosphatase non-receptor type 4-like
Exons: 27
Coding region: 107-2746 (879 amino acids)
Biological process (GO): protein dephosphorylation
Cellular component (GO): cytoskeleton
Molecular function (GO): protein tyrosine phosphatase activity; protein binding
Source: RefSeq, a predicted model, not a curated record
CAUACCGGCCUUCACAUCGUACUUCUUUUGUUCUCGAGUAUAUCAAAGAUUUUGGCUAAUUCCUGCAUAUCUUGGGAUAGCGAGCUCAAUAUCCGGGCUUAGAGCAAUGGUGAGGGGAGACGGCAGCUCAGCGACAGGAGGACGUGGACGACUAUCUAGUACAUCAAGGAGCGAUCAAAUUCAAUGCAGCGUUCAACUUCUCGAUGACUCGCAGUUUGUGCGAGCGGUCGUGAAAAAUGCUAAAGGAUGUGAUGUGUUGAAUGCUGUGUUGGAUCAUCUCGAUUUGGUUGAACGAGCAUACUUUGGAUUGCAGUACACUGAUGAAGAUGAUCAAAUGAGGUGGCUGGAUGUUAACAAAAAGCUUCGAAAACAGAUGAGACGUGAGAUGCAGUUAGUGGUGUGUUUGGCUUUGUGUGAGGUAGCCGAUGCUGUUAUAGGGGCAGAUCCGUACAUUCUGUAUUUUCGUGUUAAGUUUUAUGUACAAGAUCCUGCCAAGUUACAGGAGGAGUUGACCAGGUAUCAGUUUUUCUUGCAAGUGAAGAGUGACAUUUUGAGAAACAAGCUGCCAGUGACUGAAGAAAUGGCUGUUUCUCUCUCAGCUUAUGCUGCUCAAUCCGAGUUGGGGGAUUUCGAUGCUAACAUACACACGGACGGCUACUUGUCAGAGUUUCGAUUUGUACCAAAUCAGACACCAGAGCUUGAACAACUUAUUUCUCAGGCUCACCAAAAGCUAAUUGGCCAAACACCAGCUGAUUCAGAGUUCUACUACUUGGAGAAAGUGAAGCGAUUGGAUUUGUAUGGAGUUGAUCUACACUAUGCCAGAGACCAAGACGAUGCUGAACUUUAUCUUGGGGUGACAGCACUUGGUAUAGUGGUGUUUGCUAACAAGCAGAAGAUAAAUACUUUUUCUUGGCCUAAAAUUCGGAAGAUCUCAUUCAAAAAGAAGAGGUUCUUCAUCCAAAUCAAACACGAUGAUGACAGUUGGUUCUCUGAUGUGAUUGAAUUUAACUUGCAAAGUAACAGGACGUGCAAAGCCAUGUGGAAGACCUGUGUUGAGCAUCACUCCUUUUUUCGAUUGUCGGAACCAACCGCCAACACUCACAAGGUCGUUACAAUGUUUCGAUUUGGCUCAAAAUUUAGAUACAGUGGUAGAACUCAGAAGCAGACUGAGAGAGAAGGGAAAACAAAGCAACGAAAUAAGGAGUUUACUCGAUCUCCAAGCAAACGGUUUCAAAGGCGAACAGUUGGUGCUUAUGCUCACUACUCAAAGCAUCAUCGUCAGCAAGUUAAUGAAGGAACGACUGAUAGUAGCUCACCUCCUGAUGUUUCUGAUGCUCCUGGUGUCUCAGCGAUUGAAGGAAAUGGACAGACGACACUCUUUGCAGCUGCAGAAGAAUCACCACUUUCUGAAAUUGUAUCGAAAGAUGUGAAGGUUGAAGAAUCGGUUAAACGUACGCCUUCUCCUCCUCCUCCUCCUGUGGCUCCACGACCAGAGCCAGCAAUGCCUGAAUUUACUACCGACAGUCCGGUUUCAACUGAUGGUUUGUUGUAUAUCAAGUUGGAACCUGAUGAGAGAGGUCGAUUCGGAUUCAAUGUGAAGGGUGGGCUUGAUCAGAAUCUGCCAGUGGUGGUAUCUAAAGUUGCAGCGAACACUCCAGCAGCCACUGUCGUUCCAAGAAUAAUUGAUGCAGACCAAGUUCUCUUUAUAAAUGGAACCAGUGUCACUGACAAAGCACAUGAACAAGUUGUCCAGUUGAUUAGGGAGACUCGAAACUUGAAUCCAUGUGCACUGGAUCUUAUUGUCAAACCAGCAACUGCAAUACAUUGGAGGAUACCGAAUACUGAAGAACAUAGCAGGACUGCAAUGGAGCAGCUACGUGUGCAUAUUGCCAACAAAGUGAUUGAAACUCAGUUUGAGCAUCUGCAUCGUAAAACACCAGGCUUGACUCAAAAAGAUGGUGCCAAACCAGAAAAUGCCAGCAAGAACAGAUACUUGGACAUCCUGCCAUAUGAUCACACCAGAGUUGUUCUUCAAGGGGAGGAUGACAAUAACUACAUCAAUGCCAAUUUUGUCAAUAUGGAUUUACCACACACCAGUGAAGUGAACAAGUACAUCUCAUCACAAGGUACAUUGGAACAUACAGUGAAAGACUUCUGGCAGAUGAUCUGGGAACAGGGAAUUAAACUGAUAGUUAUGUUGACGAAAGAAUAUGAAGAUGAGCAUCUGAAGUGCUUCCGUUAUUGGCCUCCUGUCGGUGAAACUAAAAAUCAUGGACGAUUGGAAGUCAGAUGUGAAGAGGAGGAAGUUGAAGAAAUCUGUACAAUGAGACAAGUUUUGUUGAGAGAUGCCGAAAGUGGGGAUACAAGACUUGUGGAACAGCUACAGUACAUUGCAUGGCCUGAUCACGAUACGCCUGACGAUUGCCACGAAUUCUUGAAGUUUGUGCAGCUCAUUCAGCAGCGAAGAGGACACACCGAAGAACCGAUUCUUGUGCACUGCAGUGCCGGUGUUGGUCGAUCUGGAGUGUUCAUUCUUGUUGAUACAGCCUUGUCAAUGCUGCAGGCUUCUGUAGCUGUAUAUCCGUUGGAUCUGCUUCGUAUCAUGCGCGACCAACGACCCAUGAUGAUUCAGACAACUGAUCAGUACGAGUUCGCUUGCACGUCGAUUCUGAAGGCGUACGACGAGAACUUGUACCAGCUUCCAGCCGCGGAAUCAGAGCACGCUGAUGCGUCGGACGAGGACUGAAGAGCGCAUUAGUAACGGAUAGUUUUGAGUAGCUAGAGCGACUUUGCAUCAUUGGACUUUGCUAUACGUACAUUGAUUGCCACUGGUAUCGUUUUCUUUGUUAGAACAGCCUAAAGCAUCGGACGUUUUCUAGUUGAUUGCUAGUCAGUGCGACUCGCAACCGACGGUGCUUUUUGAUCGUAUGUUGUUGUGUAAUGAAAUAUGAGGAGGUAACAGUA